AUGAACAUGACCGGUCUCCCUCGUUACGAGGAAUUCUUUCGAACCGGCGUCGAGCACCUCCACGUACAUGACGUUCCCAACGACAAUCGCAUGUGUGCUAUCUGCCGCCUUGAAUAUCCAGAAGUCUAUCCUCUCGAAGAAGGCACAAACCUGUGGUGGCUCUCGCACCUACCACCGCUCCUGAACGAUGUUGGCAGAACACCCGCCCUGCUGACUGUCAGCGACCUACCCGGCGAAUCGGACAUCCCGAACAACGAUCCCGUUCGAAUCCGCCAGUGUAAUCACGUCUUCGGUUUGGGCUGUCUGAGAUCGUCCCUUACAACAUCUACCCUCUGCUCCUUUUGCCGCCGCGCCCUUUACCGGCACGAUCCAGCCGCAGACCGCAUGGACGAGUGGCGACGGCGCACAAAUGCCUAUAAGUACACGACCACCCGCGCCUUCUUGACCGACCACGUCAACUGGCCCGGCCAGCGGAUCAUCGUCCAAGCCGGCGCAAUAGCACACUCGCUACACUCGGCUCUGCAGAGUACAGGUCGGCGCCUGCGUAUUCUCUCCGCCAUUGCGCCUAUCUUCAACCGCGUCAGGCAUGUCCUCGUCUGCGCGUUCAACUUGCUGGACGGGCAGGAGAGGACGUGUACCAAAGUGUUUACAACGCUCUGGAGGUGUGUCGAAGGCGUGCUACCUCAUUUACUGGAGGAUACCCGGCUGCGGCGAUGGGCGAAGCUGGCGAUCAGACAUCUGGUUGCUGAGCAAAGGAUCGCGCAGGAAGCGCUUGGGACUGAUGCGCUUGAGGAGUGGCCGGUGGAAGAAGUCGAGAUGAUCCCCGAGGUCGAGAGGGUGAUAAACCUCAGCUCUGCUCACUGGUGA
Molecule: messenger RNA, 867 nt
Organism: Coniosporium apollinis CBS 100218
Lineage: Eukaryota; Fungi; Ascomycota; Dothideomycetes
Exons: 1
Coding region: 1-867 (288 amino acids)
Source: RefSeq, a predicted model, not a curated record